UCUUUUUACAGAAGAUGAAGUUAAAGAAAUUGAAAACACAAUGUUCUACGAUGUUAUUAACAAUGUGAGCAAUGCACUGCGGGAUGCCAACCUAAUCAACAUCACCCGGGAGGAGAUCUUCUUUUGUUCCAGCAGUUCGGAUCCUGACGGCUGUGAAUGCAAUGAUCCAGUGGUUGACGAUGAAGCAAUCGCUGAAGUUUGUGAACCACUAAAACACUAUGACUACUUCAGUGGCAGUGAAGUAUCAUUUGUCAUCACCAUUAUUGUCAUCAUACUGUCUCUGCCAGUGACAAUAGCUAUUAUGAUGGGUAUGUCAUGGCAGAGAAGACAUGCUCUGAAUGCAAAUGGAGAAAGACCCAAAGCAAAGCUUGAGGCUGGACCAAAUCAAUUUUUUGCAACUGAAUGGGUUGGCAGGUCUACUCAUGGUUUCUUGAUAAGUCGAGAUGUCAAGAUCAAUUUAGAUGACACACGGCUGAAAAUUCUUGUUUCAAACAUGAAGAAUCAGGUUGUUAGAAUGAUUGACCUUCGAAGACGAAUGGCCAAUGAGACAGAAAGGCCAAGAGCAUCGGUAACAAGGUCAAAUGAUAAGGGUCACAAGCUAAUGAUGGUCGGAGUUCCUGGAGAAAUUGAUUUGGUGUUGCACUUCUCAUCACAAAAUGACCGUGACAGUGGUUUCCGUCAACUACAAGCUUUCUUUAACAAGCACAACUGGGAAUUUCAUGAAGGACCUGCCAUGGCUGAGAAUGUGAUGUGGAGAGAAGCCACAACUGUGGAUCAACGAAAGGAAGUGUUAGCAAAGUUUUUCAGGAGCGCCUUAGCAGAGCUCUCUGGCCAAACACCUGAAGUGACCGACCAGAAGCACGUGGAAGAAGUUUUAGCCACAAAACUGACCAGAACUGAGUUCGCAGAUGCCCUUGGCCUCCAACCCCAGUCACUGUUUGUGAGGAACAUGUUUCUUCUCGUCGACUCCUCAGGUGAUGGUUUUGUCUCCUUCGAUGAGUUCAAGGCUUACUUCGGAAUACUAAGCUCAGGUAAACCUGAACAAAAGGCUGAAAUGUUCUUUAAGAUGUUUGACACAAGUCGCACUGGAAAGAUUACAAAAGAGGAUUACAAGAAAAUGAUUAUGGUUCUGUUUGAGAUGAAUGAGGCAGACAAAAGCACAAAAGUCAACAUAAAUGAAAUGGUUGAUAAAGUGUUCAAGCAGGUUGGCAAAGAUCAACAAGGAUACCUAACACUUCAGGACUUUAAGACCAUUAUGUUUUCAGACACUGCUGAUGUUUGGAAAUCGGCUGUCCUUAAUUUGGAAGUGGAUGGUGAGACUGCCACUCUUGGUUACAAAAAGUCUGUGAAAGAUAGAGCAAAAUCAUUCAUUGCAGGAUACAAUAUGAGACCAACAAGCAUGAUCAACGUGAAAAAUGACGUCAGACUGCCAUCAGCUCUUGAGAGUCCACCCAAGACUGAGUUUCAAAAAUUUGUACAAAAGUGGACUCGCUAUGUUGAUAACCACAGGCUACAGAUUUUCUGGGUGACCCUGUACACACUCGUGACAAUUGGGAUAUUUGUGGAAAGAGCUUACUAUUAUUCAUUUGAACGUGAACAUGCAGGACUACGACGUUUAGCCGGAUACGGCGUCUCCGUGACCAGAGGAGCAGCCAGUGCACAAAUGUUUACAUAUGCCAGUCUUUUAAUUACCAUGUGCCGCAAUACUUUGACUUUUUUCAGGGAGACAUUUCUGCAUCGCUUUAUACCCUUUGACAACUUCCAUGACAUGCACAUCUAUGUAGCAUUUCUUGCAGUUUUGUUUUCAGUCAUACACGUUAUAGGUCACAUAAUAAACUUCUUCCACAUCUGCACUCAGUCUUCUGAUGACCUGAACUGCUACUUCAGAGAAUACUUCCGGGCAACUGAUGUUCUAGCCAGUUUCCACUACUGGACUUAUCAGACAAUAACAGGUCUGACAGGGGUUGCUUUAAUUUUAGUGUUGGUGGUCAUGUAUGUCUUUGCAAUGCCAUAUGCCAGGAGGAAUCUCUUCAAGUACUUCAGGAGCACCCACAACCUGUACAUAGCUGUGUACAUACUGAUGUUUCUGCAUGGCCAUCAUCGUCUAGUUCAACCUCCCUUGUGGCCAUGGUACUUCAUUGGUCCUGUGGUGCUGUUUGUCCUUGACAAGUUGGUGUCAGUCAGCAGAAACAAAGUCCUACUGCCAGUGCACAAAGCCAAACUUCUGCCAUCAGGUGUCAUUCAACUGGUGUUCAAGCGACCUCUGACCUUUGACUAUCAUUCUGGCCAGUGGGUCAGAAUUGCCAGUCCACAACUUGGCAAAGGAGAGUACCAUCCUUUCACACUGACUUCAGCACCACACGAAGAGCAUCUCAGUCUUCACAUCAGAGCUGUGGGGCCUUGGACCACCAACCUGCGCAGAUUAUUUGACUCAAAUCAAAUCAGAACUACUCCACUUCCAAGGAUAUACCUUGACGGUCCGUUUGGGGAAAGUCAUCAGGACUGGUAUAGAUACUCAGUCUCUAUACUCAUUGGUGGUGGCAUCGGUGUCACACCUUUUGCUUCCAUUCUGAAAGAUAUUGCCAACAGAGCCAUGAAUGUCAACAGACUACCAGUUCAAAAGGUAUAUUUUGUGUGGGUGACUCGUACACAGCAGAGCUUUGAGUGGAUGACAGACAUUAUUCGCCAGACUGAAGCUGCAGAUGUGAAUGACUUCCUUGAUGUUCAGAUCUGUAUCACACAACUGAAAGAACAGUUUGAUUUGAGAACAACCAUGCUGUACAUUUGUGAACGACAUUUCCAGAAAGUUGCUGGGGUCAGCAUGUUCACAGGCUUGAGGGCCAAGACUCAUUUUGGCCGUCCAAAGUUUAACCCAUUUUUCCAGGGUCUCAAAGUUGUUCACAAAAAUGUUGGGCAGAUUGGUGUCUUCAGCUGUGGGCCUCCAGCAAUGACCAACAGUGUCCAGAAGGCUUGCACUGAACAGAAUUCUUUCACUGGACCAUCACUCAUUCACCAUUAUGAAAACUUUUAA
Molecule: messenger RNA, 3031 nt
Organism: Candidula unifasciata
Lineage: Eukaryota; Metazoa; Mollusca; Gastropoda; Stylommatophora; Geomitridae
Source: the annotation of a GenBank genome assembly